Messenger RNA from Raphanus sativus (radish), 2792 nucleotides. Its product is annotated as formin-like protein 9. Gene Ontology annotation, biological process: actin nucleation; actin cytoskeleton organization. The coding region runs from base 103 to 2559 and encodes 818 amino acids. Lineage: Eukaryota; Viridiplantae; Streptophyta; Magnoliopsida; Brassicales; Brassicaceae. The transcript is spliced from 4 exons. Gene Ontology annotation, molecular function: actin filament binding. The record is from RefSeq and is a predicted model, not a curated record.
AUAUGUCACAGCUCACAAGGACAGAGAGAGAGAGACCCCAUUAUAGAGAGUCUUUAACUUCUUUCAUGUGAAACAGUGACUUUGCAGAAACCCCCAGAAGCAAUGCAGACCUUUUGUUGUUUCUCCCUCUUCUUCAUCCUCCUCCUGCUAUCAUGCGCACCUUCCCCUCUAUCCUACGCCUCCUCCGCCCUCAAUCUCGGCCGUCGUCACCUCUCCGACAACGACGACGCAGGAACUCUACUCACUCCUGCUUCACCCAUAAGUCCCCCUUUCUUCCCUCUCGAGUCCUCAGCUCCUCCUCUUCCUCCUCCGCCGCCUCCGCCCACCUUCGCCGCCUUCCCGACUUUUCCCGCCAACAUCUCCGCCUUAGUACUCCCCCGCUCUCCCAAACCGCAUUCCACUUCCCCUGCUCUUCUCGUCCCCGCUAUCUCCGCCGUCCUCGUUGUCGCAACACUUAUCGGCGUAGGUUUGUUCCUCUACGGCCGGUGGAGAGGGCAGAACCGUCAUUUCAAAGACACUACUAGUACCACUCGUGGUAGCGGUAGUAGUAGUCAUAGGAGCCAUGGGUAUGAUGAAGAAGAAGAAACGAGACACGUCAUCACCAACAACUUCUCUGUUUCCGCGUCUUCUCCAACCUCUGAGGUUCUAUACCUCGGAGGAGAUGAACCCGACCGUGUUAUAACCAGUUUCGUCAAGCCUCCCGAGUCUCCCGAGAUACGCCCUCUCCCACCCUUGCCUCGUAGCUUCCAGCCUAGCUACGAAGCUGAUCUUCACUCUGAGAGAAACGAAGACCAAGACGAAGAAGAAGAAGAAGAGUUCUUCUCACCUCUUGCUUCUUUGUCUUGCUCCCCGAACUCAAGUCCAUCUCGCUCCGGGUUCGAGCAAAGCUCCUGCGCCUCCUCCACCUCCGGCUGGGUUUCUCCGGCAAGGUCGUUCACCAUGACUCUGUCUCCAGUCCAACAGCAGCGCUCGUUCAGUAGACUCUCAGACGUCUCUUCCGAUCGUAACCUUCAUUCUCCUUCCCCGGAGAGGCUAAGAGUGAGGAACAACAACGGACACGUGUCGUCUUCUUCUCUGAGAAUGUUCAGCUUCUUUAAUCAGAACCUGAGCUUCCCUCGGAUCUCCUCUGCUUCCACCUCCCCUGAGAGAGGAGGUUUCGUGCGGACGCCUCUCUCGUCUCUCUACUCGUCUGUUUCGAACUCCCCCGACGGGUUGUUCCGGAAGUUUAUAAACAGCUCGCCGCCGGUUUGGAACGACUUUAGCCGGAAUGUGAAGUCCGUGUUGCUCUCCUCUGAGUCGGUUUCGUCGAGAAGGGACUUUGUUAUCAACAUCGGUGGCCAAGCAGCAGCAGCAGCAGUAACAGCUCCUCCGACCAGACCGCCUCCUCUUGUCCCACCUUCACAGUCUUUUGUGGUUCAGAAUGAUGUUAAAAAACCAUCCUUUUCGGACAAACUCGGACCAGGUUCUUGUCAGAACACCGCUUGGGAUUGUCUUAAAACGAGCUCAUUCAAAUUGAACAAAGAGAUUGUAGAGACUCUGUUCAUCUCAAACUCGUCAAGUCCAAACAUAAACCAGAGAGGACUGACCUAUGAUCUUCCCACUCAAAGCGAAGUUUUCUACCACAACAUUGCUACUCGCCUUCAACUUCUUAACUUGACCACGAAGGAUGUUUGUAACGCUCUUCUUGAAGGUGACUCUGAUGCACUUGGAGCUGAGCUUCUUGACUGUCUAUCGAGACUGGCACCUAGUAAAGAAGAAGAGAGGAAGUUGAGGAGCUGUAGUGAUGAUGAUUCAGCGAUUAUCAAGCUUGGUCCAGCUGAGAGAUUUCUUAAGGAAUUGCUUCAUGUGCCGUUCGUGUUCAAACGGGUUGAUGCUUUGCUCUGUGUAGCUAACUUCAACUCCGAGAUUGAAUACCUCAGACGAUCUUUCAGUGUUGUGCAGGCUGCUUGUGAAGAAAUAAGGAACAAUAAAAUGUUCUCUAGACUUCUGGAAGCGAUACUCAAGACAGGAAACAAGAUGAGUGUUGGAACAAACUCUCAUGCUUUUAAAUUCGACACGCUCCUCAAGCUCGCUGAGGUCAAGGGACUAGAUGGGAGAAGCACCGUCUUGCAUUUCGUUGUUCAGGAGAUGAUAAAAUCAGAAGGCUCUGUGAAAGUUUUGGACCGCAUUAGAAACCUGAGCUCAGAGAUGGACACGGUGAAGAAGUCGGCUGACGUUGAGUAUGGUGUUCUAAGAAGCGGUGUGUUGAAGCUUUGUCAAGGAAUCAAGAACAUCAAGGAGCUUCUGAUGCUGAGCGAAGAGAGUGGAUCUUGUGGAGAGCAGUGGCUGAAGUUCGAGGCUAAGAUGGCUCGGUUCUUGGAAACUGCUGCAGGGGAGAUUCUGACGAUCAAAGCACAAGAGGGCUCAACGCUGUCUGCAUUGGAAGAGGUCACAGAGCUAUUCCAUGGAGGUUCUGUCAAAGAAGAAGGUCACACACUGAGAGUUUUCAUGGCUGUGAGAGACUUCCUGACAACUCUUGACGAAGUAUGUAACGAAAUGGGAGAUAGAUUCUCAUCUUAAGAUUUCAAAAAUGUAGUUGAAGUAGAUGAUCAACGAAGUUCUUUGUUAGGAAGUAGCCUUCAGUUUUCUGUUAUCUCUAAAAUGAGAUACCUCUAAACUAAUAAGGGUAUCUUGCAAUCUGUUGUAACCUGCACUGUUUUAGCUUCAAGUAGGCAUUAGAUGGAUGGAUUUUAAGACAUUUCUUGUACUUUUUCAGGCUUGAAGCAAGCAUUAGAUGUAUGGAUUUUAAGACA